UAAUAAUUGAUAAUGCCGUGACUCUAAUGAUUUUCAGGAGCGACAUUGGGAAGUGAAUCCGGGAAUCCAUAGUAGACAGCCUUGAAGAUGGUGAAUUCCAGAUCCAGCAACAGCACAUCUCUGGAUGAAAGUCCAGAUGAGGGCAGCUCAGCCUAUCGUGGUUGCAUCUCAAAGAGCAUUAAUGUGACGGGUGUAUUGCACAUCGUUGCUGGAGCUCUGUGUAUUGUAUUUGGUAUUUCUGCCAUCAUUCUCAAAGCCUUUGUCUCAUACCUUGGUAUUCCUAUUUGGGUAGGGUUGCUGAUCUUCAUAGUAACUGGUUCAUUUGGUGUGGCUAAUUACUACAAGCCUGCGAGCAAGAAAAUUAUGAAGUACUACAUGGUGAUGUCCACCGUCUCUUCAGUAUUUUCCUUCUCGUUUUUGAUAGCAUUUUCCAUUUUCUUGCAUAACGAGGGCGGUUAUUGGGAAAGUUUUGUAUGCCAUCCUCUUGCGAGGUCCAUCUGCAACAGUCCAGAAUGGACUCGGUACGUGAUAGAUGCAGUCUUGAUCUUGAUCUUUGUACUAGAGGCUGUCUGCAGCAUGACCUCAGCCUGCCUCAGCUGUUAUAAAAAUUGUGAUUGUUACCGACAUGGCCUGGAAAUGUGCAAGACAUGCAAAAUGUGCAAUUUGGCCCAACUUUGCAGAAAAUGCCAAGAGGAUCCUGGAAAUUCAAAUAUUAUGUAUUAUGCUGUUAACAUGGGAGACAUGCCAAUGAUGACACUACCCAAUGAUAACCAGUCUUCUGGCCCAAUCUACAUUGCAGGUGAGUCGCCUGAAUCCUCUGGUCAGCCAGGUCAAUUUAUGUAUCUUUCUCCGAGCCCCCAACAUCAGAAUUUCAUGGCCCUUCCAGCGGUGUCACCACAGAACCAACAUAUUCCAAAGUUGCCGCCACCCCCGCAGCAACAAGAACAAUCCCAGCAACAGCCACAACCAUCCAAACAACAGCCACAACCACUCGAACAUCAUCAAGUGCAACAGCUACCCGAACAACCUCAAGCCCAGCAACUACCCCAACAACAUCAAGUGCAACAACCACCUCAACAGCAUCAGCAACAGGUACUUUUGAUACCUCAGACAUCAGGUGUUAACCUGCAGCAGAGUGGUGCCCCAUCAGGACAGGCCGGCUUUGUCCAGUUCCAAGCCCCAAGGCAGAUGCAGCCUCUAGCGUUUGCUCCAACCCAGCAACUGCCACAGCUGCAACCAGCUGGAAUGGCACCGCAGGUGAGUGGCUCUCCGCAGGUUGGUUUCUUCCAGGUGCGAGGUCCAGGAGGGCAGGUGCAGAUGGUCCCAGCCCCUUUCAUGUACCCCCAGGUCAUGAUGGCUCCGGCCACUCAGCAACCUACAACUGGUGCAGAACAGGUUCGACAGGAACUCGAUCAGCAGGAACCCAUUCAACAAGAACUGGUUCAGCAGCCAAUAGCACCCUCUAAUUCUGCUGAAGCAAAUGUUGAGGAAUAAAAGGUGGCUCAAUGAGUCAGUUGCCCCAAGGGAAUCAUCAUCAGGGAUGUUAGGAUGUCAGUUUUCCAGCCAAAGCCUGAAUUCAUGCCUAGGCAACUUAAUUUAAGCCAUAGAACACAGAUCCAUGAGGUUGUGUGUGUGUGUCUGUAAAAAUGUGAUUCCAAAAAGUGAUUCCUUCGAGAUGAUUUCCGGGCAUUUAUGUCAAUUUUAAGUGGCAUCUUUAAUUUCAGGUAAAAUUCUCUGUUGAUUAGUGCCUAUUGAAAAGCAGCUGCUUUCAUCAAGUUAACUGAAAUUAUAAGUAAUCAUUUCUAAUAUAGUACUUCAAGAGAUACAUAUACUUUGUAAUUUUGUAUCUAGAGAACAUUUCAGUUCUUUUCUCUAUUAACUCGCAUUGCUUAUUAUCUUCUGUUUUUUAUGGAUCGUAUCUGUAAUUUGGUUAUCUGGGCUACAUGACACAAAGCAUAGCAAUUGAUCGUAGAACAGAUGGGCACGUCAUGGUCUAGUGGUUCUGACUCUCGCCAUUCAAACAGAUGGUUGUAGUUUCGAAUCCUAGCCAUGGCGUGUUU
Lytechinus variegatus (green sea urchin) is the source of this 2060-nucleotide messenger RNA. RefSeq names its product putative mediator of RNA polymerase II transcription subunit 12. Gene Ontology annotation, cellular component: membrane. NCBI's taxonomy places the organism in Eukaryota, Metazoa, Echinodermata, Echinoidea, Temnopleuroida, Toxopneustidae. The record is from RefSeq and is a predicted model, not a curated record. The coding region runs from base 88 to 1494 and encodes 468 amino acids. The transcript is spliced from 8 exons.